AAGCAUGAAGACACAUUGAAACGUCUUUGGAGAAUUUUAGCUACCGUUUGCAGCACAACGCAAUGGAUGGUGCGCAACAGGCUCAUCUUUGAAGGAGAACCAACAUCGGUAGAACAAAGUUGCGUCGAGUUCCGGGUGACGGGAGUUCGUCAGUUGAAGGCAAUAGCAAGGAGGGACACGAUGAGUCCACAAACAGUUGAACAAGGCAAGUUGAUGGAGGACUGUAUC
Molecule: messenger RNA, 228 nt
Organism: Phytophthora sojae
Lineage: Eukaryota; Oomycota; Peronosporomycetes; Peronosporales; Peronosporaceae
Exons: 1
Source: RefSeq, a predicted model, not a curated record